Molecule: messenger RNA, 6076 nt
Organism: Lymnaea stagnalis (great pond snail)
Lineage: Eukaryota; Metazoa; Mollusca; Gastropoda; Lymnaeidae
Source: the annotation of a GenBank genome assembly
CUUUCUCCAACUUGGACCGGCUAGCAAGCCACGCUUUAUUUCAACAACCCGUACCAACUGUGAAAUGCCUGUAAGUUGAAUUUUACAUGUACUAAGAUUCAUUUAAAUUGUUAUCAAAGUGAUAAUUAAACUUAGCCACUUAGUAUUUAGCAGGCCCUCUGUGAGUAAAAAGACUCAUUUAUCACGAAUUUAUUUUCCGGUUGUACUGUCGGGAAUUUGUAACAAUGAUGGCUGAAAUGUAUGAUUGUGCGCCAUCUUGAAGAUUUGCGCUUUGGUUAUAAAAUUUCUAGAAAGUUCCCUAAGUAAAUCAAAAUUUAAUGCAGCAAAGUUUGUAAUUUCACUUAACCAACUUGUCGGUUAAUUUAUUUCAUGCUCGUCAUAUUUGAAUGUGGGAAAUAAUAUAAUUGGGCUCCAUUUGUGACAGUGGAGAGGGGAUGUAUUAAUUCACUAAUUUAUAUUAUAUUCUACCUAUAUUAAAUUACAGUAAACAGGUCCCUUUUUUAAAAAAAAAAUAUUUGGUACAAUGGACUUAUGGCAAUAGUGUUGAAAAUGAAAUUAUACAAAAUUAACUCUUUAUUAACUUAACUAAACUAAUCUUAACUUCUUUGAACCAGUUUUUAGUUAGUGAUUUUAUAGUUUAUGCUCAAUUAGAUAUCCAGAUUACCGUAUCUGUGGUUGAAAUAAUUGAAUAUUUUUCAUCUUACAGUAUCAAGGUGGCGGAGGAUAUGGUGGUGGUGGUGGUGGCUACGGUGGUGGAGGUGGAGGGGGUGGUCGCUAUGGUGGAGGUGGUGGUGGCGGCGGCAGAGGAGGAAGAGGUGGUGGUAGAGGUGGCGGAGGAAGAUACAAUGAUGAAGGUGAUGCAGACCCUAAUGCAGAACAAUUCAGAAAGCUUUUUGUUGGAGGUCUUAGCUAUGAAACAGAUGAAGAUGGUCUACGAACACAUUUUGAGAAAUGGGGUGAAAUAGUUGACUGUGUUGUUAUGCGUGACCCCAAUACAAAAAGGUAAGAAUAGUUACAUCAUAACAGAUCAUAGUUAAAUUAAAGGCAGUGUCUACAUGCGCCGGGCGUCUAUCUCCCGCACUAUGUGUCCGGUGACCAAGUCACAUGACUGCCGUAUCAAAGUGGCGAGAGAUAUCGUGUCGGUCAGCCUUGUCACGUGACUGCGAAUAAUUCAAAACUAUUGUUAAUUUUAAAAUCUAUUUCUCUACCAAGUAAUGUACGGAGUAUCUUGAAUGCAAAUAAUAGAAAAACAAACUUAAGUGAAAGUGGCUUGUAAACAUUUUUGUUUAGUUUGUUAUUUUUUGUGUACCAGUAAUCCAUAAAAUAAAUUAGGGGCCAGUGUGGCAACCAAUAAAAGUUAAAGAUUUCAUUUUAAAUUAUUUCAAUUGCUACAAAAUAUUUAAAAACUUCUCAUGAAACUACUGUUGCUGAGGAACAUGAUAAUAUAAAUAUAUACAAAAUAUUUAAAUUAAAAUGGGAAGAAAAAAACGACCGUAUCCCCGGUAUAGAUCCUCAAACAUUCCUAUCGUCAAGCAACCACUCUACCACAAGACCAGACAAGAUGUACUAAAUCGUACUUCGUUUGGAAUUAUAAAAACUACUAGCCGUCCAGCGGUCACGUGACAAGUCGCCGGACGUGUAUCUUGCGCGCGCCGGACGUGUAGACACUUCGUAAAUUAAACAAGUGACUGUUAAAGAUUUAAAUGCAAAUAAUUUAAAACAGGAAGGUUUACAAAGGAAGGUUUACAAUAUAGUAUACUCGUAUCCAGCUGUGAGCUUACUACUCCUUGUCUUUACGUUUCAAUUAUUUCUGUAGCAAAGCUAUGAUGUUAAAAAAUAUUUGCUAUCUGAUAGUAUUAUUUGAUGGAUAAAAAUUCUACCACCUAGAUCUCUGAGCUUUGCCUUAUUCUUAAAAAUUCGUCUAAAAAUUCGAGACUUUAGUAAUGAAUAUUUUAAUCUACAAUAUUUUAAAAUUCAGUUUCAUUUUAUAGAAUGUUUUUUAAAAAAUUUUCAGAUCUAGAGGCUUCGGUUUUAUCACAUACAAAGAUUCUGCAAUGAUUGAUGAAGCUCAAACAAAUAGACCCCACAAAAUAGACAAUAGGGAAGUUGAAACAAAGCGUGCCAUGCCCAGAGAUGUAAGCAUAGUUUUAAUAUUAUGGAUCAAUAUAACUUGAACGAUAGUUACACUUAAUUAGUUUUACAUUUGAUUUCUACCUACCAAUUUGAAUUAUUUUAACAGGCUGCUGGAACAAGUAACCACCAAUCUGUGAAAAAAAUGUUUAUUGGAGGCAUGAAAGAUGACACAACAGAGGAACACAUUCGAGAGGUCUUCAGUACGUUUGGCUCAAUUGAGUCAAUUGAUAUUGUAACAGAUAAAAAUACGGGGAAGGUGCGAGGAUUUGCAUUUGUCAGUUUUGAAGAUUAUGACUCUGUGGACAAAGCUGUAUGUGAGUACAUCUUGUUAUUACUUACAUUUAUCCUGUUUAAGCAAAGCCAUGAUGUUAAAAAUAUUUGCUAUCUGAUAGAAUUAUUUGAUGGAUAAAAACUCUACCACCUAGAUCUCUGAGCUUUGCCUUGCCAUAGUUUUUAUAUUUGCCUAUAGGUUUAUUUAAAUUUUAGUAUAGCGGUACAUACAUUUUAACAAUUGUGAUAUGGGUGCAUAUAUUGAACUUACUAUUUUCUUCUGCAGUGAAAAAGAGGCAUGAUCUGAAUGGUAGAAAAGUGGAGGUUAAAAAGGCAGUUUCAAAAGACCAAAUGGAUGGUAUGUUGAUUUACUAUUGUUGAAAAAUGAUCCUAGAGGAUUUUAAGUUAACAUCCAUUUCUGUUUUAUUUUUAUGAAAAAUAUUUUGCAUUUCAGGUGGUGCCAGAGGUGGUGGAAUGGCAGGGAGAGGACGAGGCAGGGGAGACAGCUAUGGUGGCGGAUAUGGAGCCAAUGGUGGUGGUGGUGGUUAUGGUAUGUACUAAGUAUUUAUGUAUGACAACACAAUGCAUAUGGGCAGGUCUGCAUUUUUACAAGGAUAUCUAUAUUGUGUGAUGUGGAUGUGUGUGCUUAAAUCUUUUGUAAUGAUUUUUUAUCGGUCGUAUAAAGCUCUUUCAAAGUUGGUGAAAAUAGAAUUUGCAUUUUUAAAAAUACUUUAUUAAAUUCUCGAUGUGUUAUCUUUUACCUUAAUAUACAAACUUAGUUAAAGUAAGAAAUUAAUUGCUUUUAACAAAAUUUAUAUAAUUUGGUUUGAUCUUACUUUUUCAGUCAGCUGCUACUUUGUGUAUAUCUAUAAAUUAUAUAUUUAUUUUAUUUUAAAAACAGGAUUAAGGUCUACAAGUGGAUUACAAUGUGGACUAUUUUUUUUGACAUUUUCAGCACCAUAGCCUAGUUUUAUAGUUCCUAUUCAAUUCUCUGAAAAUGUGAUGUAGCUGCUAAUGUUAACCCUGUAGACGUUUAAAAAAUUUCUUCUAUUUUUCAUUGACUGCCAAUAAUUUAAUGACUAGUAUGUAGUAAUUUUCAAAUAUGAAACAUGGCUGGUGCUGAAUUUGUUAAAAGUUGCAGUUAUUGUUGAAGUUUCCCCAGCAUUGUUUGGAUUGGGCAUUUAAGAAAACCUUUUACCAAAAGAGCAAAGCAACUUGCUAAUAGCUUUAGCCAGCUAUUUGAUAUCAUCCCACAGUGUUUUUUACAGCUAAAUUAGGUCAUUUAAGUAAUAAGUGUUAAUGUGUGCCCUGUUACAGGAGGUUACAGUGGUGGUGGUGGCUAUGGAGGUGGCGGAUACGGCGGAGGAUAUGGAGGACAGGGCUGGGGAGGCUCUGGAGGCGGCUAUGGCGACUACAGUAAGUUCCACCCCCCCCAAAGUUCCUCUUCUGAACUUGCGCUGGGAUUUCAGUUGUUCUCAUCUUUGUCUAAUGCGUGACAUACUUCCAAAAGGUUUAGCUAUGAAAAGAAAAAAGGCAAGUUAAUAGUCUGAAAUAAACACUGUGAGGCUGAUGGGGUACAACAAUAAUUGCGGCGUACUUAAUUUUGAAAUGCAUGGAAAAUUCUGUAAACAUAGCUUUACGAAGUUUCCUAUCAAUGUAUUUUUUGUUUUUAAUUACCAGACAGCAGCUGGGGAGGAGGUGGUGGUGGUGGUUUUGGUUCCAACUACGGAGGUGACUAUGGUGGUGGCCCAAUGAAAGGAGGCGGCUACUCAGCUCGUGGACAGGGUCCUUAUGGAGGUUUGUUUGCUUUGAUCAGUAUUUUUCAUGCAUUUUAAUAUGGCUGCUAAAAAAAAACGCGAUUUCAUCGGUUCAGUAAAAUCACAGUUGUCAUUAUGAACAAUUCAGUUUUAGGGCUUAGUUUUUAUCUCUAGGGUAUUUUCCUUUUCUUCCUAUUGCUCCUUGGUUUUAACAAUAGUUGCCUUAAUUAAUGCCUUUUUUCCUUUCUUGACUAUUGUAUCAUGAAAUGGUUUUAUGACACCUGAGUGUUGCAGGCACUUUUCAAAGUUAUUAGCAUUUUGGGUAGUAAAGAAUUAUUUUGCCAGAGCUUUUUAAAGCAUCUGCAUAUUCUUUAUUGCCCCUAUUUGCUGUUAAUUUAUUGUUAAACAUCUUUCUCUUUCAAUCAACAUUUAGAUAAAAACGUUACAAACGUUUCGUCGGCAGGUGGCUAUGGACAAGGUGGUGGCUAUGGUGGUGGUGGUGGUUACAGGCGAUAGAAUUUAUCUUAUGCUAUUCUUAACAAGACACAGGUAAGUUGCUCACAAAGAUAGGCUUUCACUGCAAUGCUGAAGCUGGUGAACUUGUACCCUUUUUUUUAACUUAACAAAUUUUUCUUAGUGUCAAGUAGGGCUUUUAAGUAUAUACGAUUUGGCUUUGAGUGAAAGCCUAGGUUUGUGAUUUGUUUAAAUGUUUGCCAAUAAGUCGGUAGUCUGGUGAAAGAGGAAUACAUGUAGGUGGAAAACUUUAUGGCGUUUCAUCAAAUGACAAGACUACUUCAGUCAUGUUGAGACUCCCCUUAGUGCGUGGUUGUGGCUUUAUUCCCAAAACUUUGAAAAGAAUUGGUUGGGCAGUGGAAAGGAUCAAGAAUGUAUCAUUUCCAGGGAGUCUCUUCAGAACAUGUUUUUCCUAAAUGGUAAUGUAUUUGUUUGUCUGAACUUUUUCUAUGGAUCUCAUUCAUAAACCAUUGUGUUAAGUGCAUUUUGUUGCAGAUAUCAUAACUGCUGUUUCCUUUCCUCACUUAUUAUAGGCAGGCAGGCAAACAGGUUGUAAGCAGAUUAAGGAUACUAGAAUCUGGAAGAUUUAGCAGGCAGGCAGUUCAGACUUCAGGCUUAGAUAGGGUUGUAUGACCAUCAGCCUAGGGAAAUCCUAUCUAUUCUCAAAGCCUUCCAAUCAUCAACAUUAGGUUCUCUAAGCAACCAUUUCGAGCAGUCUACUUGAGUGUUAGGAGUCAGAUCAGGUAGCCGCGUCAUUACUCAGUGUAGUCAUAUUGCUCUUAUUUUUCAAUGUCAACUAAGUGUUAUUUUCGUCAAGUAUUCUUGUCCUUGCUAUUAUUAAAAAUUUAUUUAGAUAUGACUCAAGGAAGACACAAUUGAGAAGUUAGUUGAAAGGGCAAAAUAUUCUUGAGGUUUUGUCUAAGAAAAGAAAAAAUCUCUUGGUUAUUUGCGGGUGGAGUGGGUGUUUUAGAUUUCUUUAGUGAGUAGUUAAUUCACCAAAAUAAUCUAGCCCUAGUAGAUCUUCAUUAAACUGUGCCUGCCUUGAUAUUUUUAGAAUAGACGGUUGUAUUGUCAGAUGUUACAUUGCCUGCGUUUAUCAUCAUGUAAGAUAGAAGCCUGCAUUAAGAUUUUUUCAAAACUUGCUUUUAUAUUCCAUCAGUAUCCUCAUGAAAUCGUUCAUUCAUCAAUUCAUUUGUCCAACAUUCUCAUUACCUUGUAUAUCAACGGGAGGUACAAUCAUUGGGGCUCUUUGUCAUAACUCACCUCAUAAUGUUCAUUGGUGUUCUUUUAUGUGAAUGUUGUCCUUUAUGUCCAGUGUUGUUUUUUUAAAAACAUUUUUUUAAACAUUUUAAUUUUUUAAAAUUAAAUGUUUGUGGAAUAAUAAAUUGUUUUAUCAGAUAUAC